Messenger RNA from Branchiostoma floridae (Florida lancelet), 6057 nucleotides. RefSeq lists its product as uncharacterized. Gene Ontology annotation, cellular component: cytoplasm; nucleus; ubiquitin ligase complex. Gene Ontology annotation, biological process: protein polyubiquitination. The record is from RefSeq and is a predicted model, not a curated record. Gene Ontology annotation, molecular function: ubiquitin-ubiquitin ligase activity. The transcript is spliced from 27 exons. NCBI's taxonomy places the organism in Eukaryota, Metazoa, Chordata, Leptocardii, Amphioxiformes, Branchiostomatidae. Bases 124 to 4434 code for a protein of 1436 amino acids.
CACCCCUAUUCGAAGUUAAGUAUUCUACUUCCUGUUCCGGUUUAUCGGAGCUGAGUUGGUGCCAGGUUGUCGAAAGUGAAACCGUAGCGACUUUUCAGGCUUUUAACUUCCAAAAUUACAAAAAUGAGAGCGCCGUGGGUCUUGUAUGUAUUCUGUUUGGUUUUGUGGUGCUCUAUCGCGUGUUCCAGCACCGAUGAUGGAGUUGGCCCAGUGGAGCAGCUGGAUCAAGAGUUCGAAGAGGAAGAGGAAAUCUUUGCUGAGGAUGAGCCUGGAGGUGAACAGGCACCAUCUCAGGGUAAGGAGUCUGGUACGGGACUGGCACUGUUCCUGGGAGCGCUGGGUGUGCUGGGCCUGGCGGUGAUGCUGGGCAGGAACAGGGAGCCAGCGAGAACAACAGGCACCGGUCCAAGCAGAGAGGAACUUCGCGCUCAAAGGCUUGCAAAGCUGGGACAACUGUCUGGAGGUAUAGACCGUACCUUUCCGCCUGCACCAGAUGAUCAGAAUGUACAAACAUCCACUCCAGCAGUUCAAGAUAAUGGUGAAACUCCAAAACCAGUCCAGACAAUGUCUUCAUACACACACCUAGAUAAACAAAAGCCUAUCAGCAAAAGUAAACCUGCGGAAAAACUGGAUACACCUACUGAAGCAAGAGGAAAAGAGUCUAAAGUAACAAGAGAAGAUCAACCAGCUACCAACCAGUCGAUAACAGCACUACAGGCUAUGAGUACUGACACAGGGAAAGUGGAAAAUAGAUCUGUUGCAAUAAAUAGGGAAACAAAAGGGCCAUCAAAGGAAACUCAGAAAGCAAAGCCAAAACCACCCCCAAAGGAGGUCCCCCUUGAACAGCUACUGCUGUCAACAUUGUCAAAGGUUUUUGAUAUCAAGGUCGAGUUGGCCACACAGGGAAACACAAAGGCCCAGGCUUUUAAGGUGCUGUAUCUGACCCCUGGGGAGCUCCCCACCCCAGGGGAGGACAUGGUGGGGAAGGUGGUGGAAAUCUUUGACAGACGAAUGAGGUGGCAGUACGACAAGGUCAAGUUCUUGUGCCAGUGUUACGGGGAAUGUGAAGCAAUACUCAGGGACAACGGCAAUGAAGUGUUGGGCACUCUAGCGGAAUGUGUGAAGGAUCUCGUGGUACCGGCUUUGUUAGAGGAACUGAAGGGGAAAAGUGAGGAAAAAGGUGACCUGUGGUCAGAUGGAAAAAGUGGGAAUGAGGGUGCCCUGUACUUGUUCCUGUCGAGAGCUGCUGGCUGGUCAGAUGAUGGAGUGAAUGUCACCCAGGGUCUGCUGGCAGCCAUGAUGGAUCAGGCAGUGCAUGACAAGUCCUUCCACCCCACCAUGGUGAAGCUGGUCAAAGUGGCUGUAGACAGAAUCAAGACUGUCAAAAGAAUGGAUGAGAUCCUUCUCCAGGAGGGCACCAUGCUGACCGCGCUGGACGCUGUCCUGUCCCAGCCGGGGAUGACCACCAUCAUGGCCGCAGCGCUGGACCGGGAGGUGGAGGAGGGCUGCCACAACCUGGGCAUCUACUUUGAGCAGAAGUCCAUCCUGGGCACCCUGCUGUCACUGACGACCAUUGUGCCAAUGGAGCGCUACAUGUUCCCUUCCCCUGCCACCCUUCCCUUCAUGUCCCUGCGUGGGUUCCCCAAACCAACCGUGGAUGACCUGCGGAUCGUAGAGCAGCACGUACACGAAGGACUGCACCGCAUCCACGAGGUCGUGCACGGGACCUUCCGCAGGAUGAUGAAGACGCACAAGGAGACCGUUCUGGCGUGGAUUGCUGCCAUCUUGAAUAUGAAUGAGCUGCGGACGACCGUGAGUCCACAGAUGGGACAGCAGAUGCAAGCUGCCUGUGGGGAUGGCUACAUGUUAAACCUGAGUGCGGUGCUGCUCCAUCUCUGCAUGCCUAUUGUGAGGGGAGGGCAGGACAAGCUGGCCAAGGUGGACCCUGCCUACUCCAAGUCACAGCCCUGCCGGCUCAACUAUGAGUUUGAGACAUGUCUGGCAGGAGGACAGAUAGUAUCUGAGGAGUCGAAAGGUGCAGAAAAGUGUCGUGUUCCAGAGGAACUUCAAGGUCAAUUCAACUUCAUGACAGAGAUUUUCCACCUGACCCAGCGAGCCCUGAACGUUGGUCUGAUACCAGCACUGGCCCAUCACCAGAGGCUGAACAGGGACAUCCAGGUGCACCUGAAUGCCAAACAGGGAACAGCUGAGGAGGAGAUGGUCAAGAAGAUUCAGAUGCUGCUUGUGACGACCUGGGAUUGUUGCCUGAAUGACCCCGUGUUCGUACAAGGUGUGACGGAGUUCUACCUGUCCCAGUCCAGGUGGCUCCAGCUGCAGCUGGACACCUGUCAGCAGCAGGGUCUGAAGGAGACAGAGGUACAGAGACAGCAGAAGCGUGUGUUCUCCCAGCUGCCUGAGUUCCUGGUGAAGGACAUGGCCACAUGGUUCAGGUUUGUGGUCACCAACUCCAUGGUGGUCCAUCCCAGCAUCCUCCAGGGCAUUCAGUUGUCCCCAUUUGUGGACUGCUGUGUGACCCUGCUGGAGCGCCCAGACCUGAUGCCAGGCCCCAUCCCUGCCAGUAAGAUUGUGGGAACCCUGCUGUCCUUCACCGAGUCAGGCAAGAGGAAGAGAGGUUCCCAAGGCUGGGGCACAGGUAUCAUGACAGACCUGGCAGCCAUGGUGCACACCUGUCCCAGUGUACAGACAGGGCUGGGGCCUGCCCUGCUGCACACAUACGUCAGUGUGGAUGUUGUGGAGGGGCUAGACGUGGACAAAGAUGACUUUGACAAAUAUGGGUCAAGGUUUGAGAUUGCCAAGUUGCUGGAGAGUCUGUGGCAGUGGCAGGACUGUAGGGCUUCUGUACUCAACAUGUGUGGCACCGACAAGUUCCAGGCCUUCCUUGGAGCGAUCCUGGACACCCUGUUGUACCAGCUCCACGACAGCCUGGCCAGACUGGCGAACGUCAGGAAGAUCCAGAAGGCCAAGGAGGAUGAAGCUAGCUGGAAAGCCCUGUCUAUAGAGGAGAGGGAGGAGAAACAGAAGUUCCUGACAAAUGAAGAACGUGUUGGCAAGAGCUUCAUGAACCUGGCUAACAGUACCCUGGGGCUCAUUGACCUGCUGACCCAGUCCGAGGAAGUGUGCAAGUGUUUCACCACAGCUCCCCUGUCCCAGAGAUCUGCCUCUGCUGUGAUUGGGUUUAUCGGAGCUCUCUGUGGGCCCAAGGCAAGUGAACUGAAGGUCAAGGACAUGGAGAAAUAUAACUUCAACCCACGGCAGCUGCUGCUACAGAUUGUGCGUGUCAUCCUGAGAAUCGGUAGGGAAGAGGCGCUGGACAAAGAUGGUUUCAUUGUGAGCAUGUCCACAGACACAGACUACAGCCCCAAGUACAUGGAGAAGGCCUACAGUGUGCUGGUCCGGGACAGUGUCAUCGACCCUACUGAGAUGCAACAGUUCCAGAAGAUGCUGGAAGAGAUGAAUGUCCUGCAUGAAGCAGCUGUAGAGGAGGCCCCAGCUGUGACACCUGGCUCCCACCUGCCCAGCUGGGUGGAGCAGGUGGAGGCUGUGCAGCUGGAUGCAGUUGUGCUGGCUGAGAAGUAUGUCCUGGCUCUGGGGGACAUGAGGUUUGAUGCAGCUGAACUGCAGGAUUACCACAGUUUCCAACAAAAUGCCUCGGAGGCGCUGGAUCCAAGGUCACCGAAGGUCAAGGCACUGAUGAAGGAGAUCAAGCAGCUCCAGUCCAACCUGCCGGUCCACCCGGGGGCGGCCGUCUUCGUCCGACAGGAUGAGGACCGUAUGGACAUGGUGCGGGCGCUGGUGACAGGUCCUGUGGACACACCCUACAGCCUGGGCUGUUUUGUGUUUGAUGUCUACUUCCCUGAUGGCUACCCAAACAGGGCUCCUGUGGUUAAACUCAUCACUACUGGCAAUGGCACUGUCAGGUUCAACCCUAACCUGUAUGCAGAUGGGAAGGUGUGCCUGAGUCUGCUGGGUACGUGGCAUGGAGGGGACGCCAGUGAGAAGUGGAACCCAAAAACAUCAACUCUGUACCAGGUGUUGGUGUCCAUCCAGAGCCUCAUCCUCAUCUCAGACCCCAUGUACAAUGAACCAGGGUAUGAUGGGAUGAAGGGGACAGCAGAGACUGAGGAACAAAGUGCCAAAUACAACAACAAGCUGCAGGUGGACACAGUGAGAUGGGCCAUGCUGCACCAGAUCAGGCAGCCUCCUGUUGGUUUUGAAGACGUGAUCAGGAGGCAUUUCUUCCUGCAGAAGGAAGCCGUCCUGCAGCAGUGCUGCCGCUGGCUGCGGGACUGCAGGGACGUGGAAAAACUCCCCAAACUCAGACGGGCCGUGGAGGAACUGAAGACUGAACUAGACAAACUGGAAGACAUUGCAGACAUAGAGGAGGAGGGAGAUGAAGAUGAAGAAGAUGACUAGUUUGCUCUGCUAUGUACAUGUUCAAAGAAGAAAGAGAUUCCCUAAUAUAAAGGAUCCUAUUGUAUUUUUAUGUCCUUAUGUUGUUAGGCCUAGGGAAAUUGGUGCUGUGUUUCUAACUACAUUCCUGGAAAAAGGGUCAGUAGUAAUAGGAGUUCUCUUUUUUUUUCUUUUAGAUCUUGGUUGAAGUGAUGGAGCACUUUAACAAUUUUAAACUGAAAUGCAUUAGGACACUGGUAUUUUCAACAUCAUAUUUGUAAUUGGACAGAUAUACAUUGUACAAGCACAAGUAUAUUCAUGAACUGAACAAAGAAGUACAUGUACAUUGUUUACCACGCACUCUUACAUCAAUUGUUCAAAGCCUUACAGGACACUAGUAUGAAAUAACGUUACACUGUUUUGACUUUCAUCACUCAGAUGUUUCAUGGAGAAUUCCAUUUCCCUUGCCAGCAGUCGGUCCCAAAAGAAGGAUUGAUCGGGUAACUGGAAACACAUCUUUUUUCCCUGGGCCCUACAAUAUACAUACAUGUUAGUGAAGAGAAAAGAAAAGAAGGAAGCUAUUUGAAUAUAACAGCUCUAAUCAAACGUUUAUGUUCUCAUCUUGUUACCAUAUCUGGCUGUUGUGCAUGAAAUUUAGAAAUUAGAGAUGUUAGUCGGUAAAUACACCAACUUGUGUAUCUCAUGUUGAUGUAAUUUUGUUGCCAUUCCAGUUAAGCACAAGGUUUAAUUCUGUAUUUUUGCUGUUUAUACACUGUUGGCCUGUUCUCAUUGGUACAACAGCAUUACAUAUUGUGCAGUGCUGAUGCAGAUCAGAUUGAUAAAGAGAAGAACCACUAUUUGUCCUACAAACAGAUGAGCCAUGAAUGCUGAUGUAGUGAUUGUUAGAUUCAUGUUUAACAAAACCUCAAUGGAAAAAGUAGGUAACGCUAGUUCACCUUUAUCCAUUGGGUAACCUAAAUCCAUUGUUUUGAAAGCUGGGUAUUAGCAGGUAUCACGUCCACAGGCGGUGUUUUUAAACAUGUUAAAUUUUCAAAAUAUUGUGGUUAUUUUCAAAAUAUUUCAAUGUCCAUCGACUUGGUAAACCUAAAUAACCUGUUUUUAAAAACAAUGAAUAUGGGGUACCCCAUGGAUAAAGGUGAACUAGCGUUAGUAAAUCCAUUUUAAUUUGUUUAUUUCCCAUGAUGAUGUCAAGGAAAACGUUCUCAUUUUGCUGAAGUUAGUUAUUAUUUAGAAUACAGUCAAAUAUGGUCCUAACUACCACUCAAAUGACUGAAGAAAAACGGUUGGUGAUUAGGAGUGGUUGGUCCAGAUCUAGACAAGAGGGUCUAACUGUGUAAAAUUGGACAAGACUUUUUAAACAUAACAUACAAUGUAAGACUGGAGGUGUUUGGCUGGCCAGGUGUUAAUGUAAUUAAUUCAAGAUAUAUACAAAGUAGUAUUAGGGGAAAUACCUACAAAAAGUAUUUCCUGGCUAUUCCACACAUGAAUAGUACAGCCAUGGAUACACAUUCACAUGCACAUUCACAAAGGUUUGGAUUCCAUGAAUGCCACAACAGUGCAUUUAGCAUUCUGUGUUAGUACAGUGACUAUGAUUCAUCCUCCAUUAAAAUGUGUUUUAACAACUGA